UAAGAGAAAUACUCCCAAGCAAAAAGCGUUAGGAUAAGUUUUUAUAUUCUUCCGCGUGAAUUACUUUCUUUACUGGGAUGACAAGUAAACAGUCACAACGGUUGGAAGGUUGGACAUUUGAAAUAUAUAAAAGCAAGCAAGGUUUAUAGGAGGGAACGUAUCUGCUCAUGUUUGUGUUCGAUGCUUACUUCUAGUAACACAAUGACAAGAUAAAAUCCUGCACUAUUUUCACUAGCGUAGGAGUUUCUUCCACCUCUACACACAUGCCGACCUCACGGCUGACGGGUGUCAGCACAAGGAAGGAAAUACCCGUGUUUAUCGCAAAAUUUCGUUGCGACCGGAUGUGGAAUUUUUAUCUCUACUAACAAGAAAUGUAAAAUAAAACAUGUCAUGUCCAUACUGCAUAUAUGGGAUUUGAUGAGUCGAUGCCUCUUUCUGUUUCUAUGUUUUCCCAUUCGUGGAAGAAACAAAACUAUUACUGCUUAGACACUUUAUUGACAAAAGGUAACCCCCUGAAUAAGAACAUCUUUUUCUAAAAACAAUAUAAGAUCUGUAUGUUUUUAGUGUAGUCGUAAAGAUUGACACUUCCAAGUCAAACAGCGUAGGACAUGUUUUAAUUUGUUUGGCGUUAAUUGCUUUGUUUACCGGGAAGACUAGUAAAUAUUCACAACAUUUGGCAGUUUGGACAUUUGACAGAAAUAAACGUCAAGGAAGAAACCUAUGUGUUCAUGUUUGUGUUCAAUGCUUACUUCUAACACCAUGACAUGAUAAAAUCACGCACUAUCUUGAAUAGCGCAGGGGCUUUUUGCACCUCGUGUACCUGCCAAUUGUCACGUGAUGACCUGAAGGCAACGGGAUCAUAGAAUAAGGAAGUCAACACCUCUCGUGUGUCGCAAAAUAUCGGUGAGGCUAACGUUUGUUUGAUUACGAGAUUACAGUAUUCAGCUCAGUCCACAGCAAGUGAUCUGGUCUAGUGAGGAGUACCACACACUGGUUGUUGUUUGCAAGUUAUUCUAAACCUCGGAGAUAAGCAGCUAACCAUUUAUGUGAUGGAGGCGAAGUUUUUGAUAUUUUACAGUCUUAUUCUUCUCGAGCGAAAAGUAUAUUCAGCAAUCAACAUUGAAGAAUGUCCAACUGGAAUGCUAAAUGUGACGGAGGACGAUGAGCUCAGCCUUACGUGUGGUCCUUCUUACAGUGAGAUAGAGUGGUUUUAUUCUAGAAACAGCACCUUGGGGGACUACAUCGGCUACUGCAGUGGAACAUAUUGCCAUUCCACACAGACAAAUAAGUUCAGAAUACACGCCAACUGGGCUUCGUGGCCUUCACGGUUGUACAAAAGCACUUUAGACAUCACUAAUGUCACGAGGGAGGAAGCUCGUUUUUUCCAUUGUAAAGAUUCUGACUUGAUGUAUACGUGUAGACUUCGGGUAACAGUACCUGCUAAUCUGGUUUCCGAAAACUGCAAUUUGGAGAUAUCAAACUGGAAAGUGCAAGGAACAUGCCAGGUUGCAAGGAUGUACUCGUCAGAUUCCAUCUACAAAUGCACGUGGAGCGUAAAUGAUGCCGAGCUACCCUCUGGUUUUGAAGAACCCCUUACUAAUUGGACUGACAGGUAUACAAGCUAUUUGAAUAGAACCUACAUGAGAGGAAACUGCUCUUUUAAUCAGGAUAUGCCUUCUGUGAGGUACAGCUACACCUACAAAAUCAGUGUUGAUCCUGGUCUUCAAAACUUCAUUGUAAAGACGAUUAACAUAGAGCCUCCUAAGAAGCCUGAGAUCAACUGUUCAGAAACUGUUCAGGAGGGAUCGACUGUCGUCUGUAUGUGCACCUCCCAAUACAAAGGAAAUCCACCUGCGAAAUUUGCUUGGGAUGGAAUAGAUACUGAUAGACUACUUCUUCGCAAUGUCAGCCGACAACAAAACUGCACUAAAUAUACAUGUCGACAGACUUGGGGUCCUUACGGAUUUAUCAACACUACAGUUAACUACACCUUAACAGUAGCAUGUACAGAAGACAGCAUCAGGCAGACAGAUAAACAGAACACAAAAGCAAAGGACUCGUCAUCGUCGGGCAGCAUUAACGGAGGACUAAUUGGUGGCAUUGUUGCAGCUGUAGUUUUUGCAAUUAUUAUCGGAGCUAUCAUCGUUAUCUUCAUAGUCAAGCGGCGGAAAGAUCCAAUGUACGAGACAGCUAGAAGACCAGAUAACAACGAACAUAAUUAUGAAGACCUUACUCAGAACAAAUGUGAAGCUCGCCAGCCAACAGGUGCAAGCUACAAAGAGGUUACAAGACCAAACACUGAUGGACAUAUGUAAGGAGAAGUUAUUCUUAAAGAUCAGAAUGCCUCGCAAACUACAGGUGCAGUCUUUGUUAUACCAAGGACACCAAGGACUGCUCGCAUUUCCAAAAAAGACUUGUUUAAAGCCUACAGAAAAGAGAGAAACAAGAACAAAAAGAUAAGCUGAUGUUUAAGGUUCACAUUCCACAAGAACAGGUGUGUUGUUUAGCAUCUCGCCAGACCACAGCCCACCUUCUUCUACCACGCUUGCUGUGAUCAUCUAUUAACAAUAAAAGACAACUAAAACAGUUAAAAACUCAGUUAUGUGUAUUCAUUCGAGUCGUAGCACGGCACAAUAUCUUAUUGUAGAGGGCUUAAUCAUAGAAACAAGCAAAUUCUUAUUUCAUUUAAAAUUUAAAAGCAUAAAGCCGCACUUACAAGGAAGCAAAUACAAACCCUUUAUAGAUGGUCUCCACUGCUAUGUGCUACAAACCUGUCCGGUUUAUCUCUAUUUUUCGUCUUUCUUUUUUAAUUUGUCUUUUAUUUAUAGCCGAACUGAUUCGCUUUCUUGCAACUCCUAAUUAAAAUUUUCAACUUCAAUUCUAGCUCCUACUCCUCGAGUGAGGAAACAUACCUCGAGUUCUUUUUUAUUUGCAUCUACCUCACACCCGCACUUAGCCGACCUGGGAGUCCCUAAAGUGUCCUGAUUUUUUUUUUUUUUUGUUGCUAGUUGCAUUGCUCGCUUCUCUUUCUCUCGUCCUGUCGUUUAUGAUGUGUGCCCCAGGUAGGACUAGGAAAACAGUCGAGUACUGGAUGAGCAUUUUACUUCCUUGUAGAUGUCGACAACACUAUGUCACCUGAUCCUGUUAUCCGCACACCUUUCGCCUCUCUCUCUCUUUAUUUUAAACUUCCUCCUUUCAUCUCUUUCUCUCUUUGUCUUAGGGAGAAAUUAUUUCAACAUUUAUAGGUAUAUUUGUAAUGCUAGACGAUUGCAAUCUGAAAACUGCCCUGAUGGACAAAUAAAGUUGUAUUGUACCUAUUUAAAAAUAUAUUUUUCGAAGUAAAAUAAAUUAUUCAUUAACAUUUUCUAUGUGAAAUAAACUCUAUAAUAAAUGUGUGCAUGUUUGUGUGUAUGCUUGCGUUCUCCAACGUUGUGUGUGUGGGUGAGGCAUGGCUUACGUUUAACGGUAUAAGAAGGGAGGAAGAAAGAAGGAAAAGAGAGGAAAGAGAGACUGAGAGGUUUCCUUAAGAUAAGCAGUUCAACUCACAGCAGACGACGUGUACAGGUGAAGUCAGACACAAGCAGGUGACACACUGUUUGUUCACUGGGCUGUCACACCUACACACUGGCGGAAUGACUAGACAGCAACAAUGUCAACACCUAGAACAGUAUUUGAACCACUUGUUCGACAUACCAAGGGAUUCAUUUUAUAUUAAUUCUCCUGCUGUUUGUCUUACUCCUUUCGUUUUAUCCCUCUUUUAUGUCUUCUUAUCUUCUAAUUACUUUGGUAGCCUAUAAAUGACAUGUUGAAUUUCAGUCGACGGAUGAGAACUUAGAAAGUCUUUAUUGUACAGCCUUCUGUCUGCUCACACACAAAAAACAAACAAACAAAAAGAAAGAGGUCACACACAUUACAGACAUUCCAUCGGGUCUAUAAUUUCUUUAACGUCUUCUCAAACAAAAACAACAAAAAAAAAAAUGUGGUGCAUUAAGACUUAAGCCCUAAAGAAAAAUGCACUAUAAUUAUCAACCUUACCCACCCCACACACUGCGAUAUUACAGACCAGUUGUGUGACCUACAUGUCUUACAAUGUCGGGUGGGCCAGUGACGGUUACUGUUUACGUCCUCUGAC
Pomacea canaliculata is the source of this 4132-nucleotide messenger RNA. RefSeq lists its product as uncharacterized. Lineage: Eukaryota; Metazoa; Mollusca; Gastropoda; Architaenioglossa; Ampullariidae. The coding region runs from base 1050 to 2315 and encodes 421 amino acids. The transcript is spliced from 9 exons. The record is from RefSeq and is a predicted model, not a curated record.